Molecule: messenger RNA, 3007 nt
Organism: Mugil cephalus (flathead mullet)
Lineage: Eukaryota; Metazoa; Chordata; Actinopteri; Mugiliformes; Mugilidae
Product: CD81 antigen-like
Exons: 8
Coding region: 132-851 (239 amino acids)
Cellular component (GO): membrane
Source: RefSeq, a predicted model, not a curated record
AGGGAGGACUUGGGUGUUGUCUCCCAAGUGAAGUCUAGAUUUUUUCACUUCGCUGUGUUCAUCCUCGCACGCGUUUACCCGCGGAAUCGUCCUGUCAACUCUGCACCGAAUAAAUCGCCCAACGGACCACCAUGGGAGUCGAAGGUUGCACCAAAUGCAUGAAGUACAUGCUCUUCUUCUUCAACUUCAUCUUCUGGCUUGUAGGAGGUGUAAUCCUGGGUGUUGCCCUGUGGUUGAGACAUGACCCCAAGAUCAGCAGCCUGCUGGAGCUUAAAGUUGAUGACACCGUAGCCCCCAGUACCUUCUACACCUGUGUCCACAUUCUGAUUGCUGUGGGUGCAGUGAUGAUGGUGGUCGGUUUCCUUGGCUGCUACGGUGCCAUUCAGGAGUCUCAGUGUCUGUUGGGAACGUUUUUCGCCUGCCUCGUCAUCCUGUUUGCCUGCGAAGUUGCUGCUGGGAUCUGGUGCUAUAUGAACAGAGACACUGUUUCAGUCGAGAUUAUAAACUUCUAUGACUCUGUGUAUGACAAGGCCAUGAAACAGACCAUUACUGACUCAGAGCGAAAGAAGGCUGUUGCCACUGUACUCAAGGUCUUCCAUGAGACGCUGAGCUGCUGUGGGAAAGGCGAGGGGACCAAUGUUCUCACCUUGUUUACAGAUAAACUGGGCCUGACUGAUCUCUGCCCCAGCAGCGGAUAUACGACCAACUGCCACCAUAGAAUCCGGGAAUUGUUCUCGGAAAAGAUUUACCUGGUUGGUAUAUUCGCUCUGGUGGUUGCUGUUAUUAUGAUCUUUGAGAUGAUUUUCAGCAUGGUGUUGUGCUGCGGGAUUCGCAACAGCCCGGUGUACUGAAGUGAUGGGCUGCCAGCAGAAUCACCAGUAAAGGAAGGAUGACCAUGCAGACUGUCUCCUCUUCUUUCUUUUAUAGCUGAAAAUGUCACAUAUAGUGCUUGCUGGAUUUAGUCAGCUCUCUAAGACAAUGUAAACCAUCCACCAUUUAGCAUUUUAUUACACUGUUGAUGUUUUGUUUGUUUUUUUGUUAGUCACAGAUGCUGUUAUGCCUCUUAGAUCAGUGCUAUCCUUACCUGAUGUGUAGAUAUUAUAUCACGUCACACAUGAGUUACAUUCACCGGUCGAGGUGCUGUAAUCCUUAGUGACUGAUUAGUUGUUUACUGCUCCCUUGCCUAUGAACAUGCUCUUAUAUUCUUGGUUUUAUGGAUGUUAUUUCACUGUUUUAUGUAUAAACUGUAUAUAAUUAUAUGUGGACAGUGCUUUAUGUCUGCCUGAGCAUGGAUAUUGUAUUACAUGAGCUCCUUCUCCAGUCCUGUAUUCCCUGCUUGUUUGUCUUGCUCUAAAGUGAACCAGGUAACAGUAUAUAUGACCGCCACUAGUGAAGCACUGGGGUUGGCCUCACCAUGUUAGAUAGACACAAACACACUCCGUCUCACAGACUGUUGUCUUCACAUCCAUAUCCACAUCUCUGUGUGAUGUAUGCAGGAACCGAACCAGUUAAUCUUAGAGGAUUGGAACCAGAGUCACGGACCUGAUGUGGUUAUUCGUUCUGUAUGUCGUUCAUCAUGUGUCCUAAAACUGUCAUGCAUCUGUGCACUUAUUUGUUGAGGCAACUUGCUUAACACUGCAACAAACUUUCCCAAAUUGGAGAAAUUGGAUGGAAAUAUGCCCGAGAUGGCUCAAAAGUCUAAAUGUAUCUAUUAUUAAUCUAGCCAUGCAUGUAUUGGUUGUGCUAUUUACCAAUAUAUAUGUUGACUGUAAACACAUCAGCCUGACGUCCUUGGUUGCUACCCCUUUCUUCUGUUUACUCAUAGAAGAACCACAGUGAAAUUCCAACCUAGAACAUAGGAAAGAAGCUUGAGUGGGUGUUCUGAAUCUGGCUUGCUGUGUCUGGUUGAGUCUAGUCCUGUCUUAUCUGACAUGGUUACGUCAUUGUCCUUGUACUGUCCAUCCGGCCUCACAGCAUACCUCAGUACAUGGCCAGAACAGGGUAACAUCUCUUUGGCUCCCAGCUGUUUGCUGUAAUCUCAUUUCAUCUCAUCUCAUCUCAUCUCAUCUUAUAUAUCGCUUAAUCCUCACUAGGGUCACGGGGGGUUGCUCUAGCCUGUCACAGCUGAAAUCGGGCGAUAUCCGGGGUACACCCUGGACAGGUCGCUAGUCUAUCGCAGGGCUAACACAGAGACCUACAACCAUUCAUACGCACACCUAAGGUUAAUUUGGGGUCACCAAUCAGCCUAACAAGCAUGUCUUUGGAGGUGGGAGGUGGCUGCAGUACCUGCUGUAGCCGCUGUGUCGCUCCGUUUGCUGUGAUCUUUUCAUAACAUUCACCUAUGUUGCUAAGUGUAUUUGUGUACCCCGGGACUUUCCUUAAACCAUUUGAGCUUUAAAAUAUUGUCAACCAAUUCUGUCCCCCUAGGUCAAGUUGCCACUGAUGCAUAACUGCACAGCACUGCAGUGCACUAACUUAACUCGUCCUAAACAAAGACUCACAUAACAUCAUAGCAUCUUGUGUAACCUUCCAUAUAACCUUAGCUUUUGUCAACCAAUUAAAGCCUUGCCUUGUUAACUACUCACACUUAAAGUAAGUGUGUCGUACAGCUCUAAUGUAUUGUACUAAUGAAAAUAAUGAAGGUUGUAGAAAAAAACGUAUGCCUUUUUCCUCUUUGUAUUGUGAUAUAUUUGUCUGAUGUCAUCAGAGGAGCCUGGACAGAAAGGGAGGAAGAUUUUGUGGCAGUGCCUAUUGAGAGGAAUUCAAACCUUCAGCCUGAUAGUUAAUUUCUCCCCAGAUCAUUGAAAUCAUUUGAAAAAACGGCCACGCCCAGUUCAGUAUGAGGAGAUUGGCUGUGUGUUUCUUACAGUAAUGUCCAUGUUGCUGCCUUGAAUCGGGUAACUGGCGCUCGAGAGUCACUGCCACUUAAAUCUCACCCCCUCUCUACUCUUGUAGACUUUGGUUUGCCCAAAUAUAAAGGGAUUAAAUGUAUUUUACAAAUAACUAA